UGGCGCCGCGCGGUUCCUCUCGGCCGCCGUCGGCCGCCCGCUCCCCGCCCUCCCGCUCCCGCCGCCAUAUUGUGGCCGCCGCCGCUCGGAGCCGCCGCCGGAGGAGCGUCCGCCCGGGGACCCGCGAUGGACAGCAUGGCGAGUCCUGCGAAGGACAACUAUCGAAUGAAGUGCUACAAGAACAAAGCCCUCAAUCCUGAGGAAAUGCGUCGGAGGAGAGAAGAGGAGGGAAUUCAGCUGCGCAAACAGAAACGAGAGCAGCAGCUCUUCAAAAGAAGAAACGUGGAAUUAAUCAGUGAAGAUGCAUCCAUGUUUGACAGCCUCCUCAUGGACUCCUAUGUCAGUUCCACGACGUGUGGGGAGGGAGUGAUCACAAGAGAGAUGGUAGAGAUGCUUUUCUCAGAUGACCCUGAUCUUCAGCUAGCAACCACACAGAAAUUCAGGAAGUUACUUUCUAAAGAGCCAAAUCCUCCAAUAGAUGAAGUGAUAAACACUCAAGGAGUGGUGGACAGAUUUGUGGAGUUCCUGAAGAGAAGCGAGAAUUGCACACUACAGUUUGAGGCAGCGUGGGCACUGACGAAUAUUGCAUCAGGAACUUCCCAGCAGACAAAAAUAGUAAUUGAGGCCGGGGCAGUUCCUAUCUUUAUAGAGCUGUUAAACUCUGACUUUGAGGAUGUUCAGGAACAGGCUGUCUGGGCAUUGGGGAACAUUGCUGGAGACAGCUCUGUGUGUAGAGAUUAUGUCCUUAACUGCGCUAUCCUUCCUCCCUUGUUAAUGCUCCUUACAAAGUCCACCAGGUUGACAAUGACACGGAAUGCUGUUUGGGCCUUGUCAAACUUGUGCAGAGGAAAGAGUCCACCACCUGAGUUUGAUAAGGUAUCUCCCUGCCUGCCAGUGUUGUCCCGACUGUUAUUCAACAGUGACUCUGACUUGCUGGCAGACGCGUGCUGGGCUCUUUCCUAUUUGUCAGAUGGCCCCAAUGAGAAAAUUCAAGCAGUUAUUGACUCGGGGGUGUGUCGGCGACUGGUCGAGCUGUUAAUGCACAACGACUACAAAGUGGCCUCCCCAGCACUGCGGGCGGUCGGCAACAUCGUGACAGGAGACGACAUCCAGACCCAGGUGAUUCUGAACUGCUCAGCCCUGCCUUGCCUCCUUCAUUUAUUAAGUAGUCCCAAGGAGUCCAUCAGGAAAGAAGCCUGCUGGACCAUAUCUAACAUCACAGCAGGAAACAGAGCACAAAUCCAGGCAGUCAUAGAUGCAAACAUCUUCCCUGUGCUGAUAGAAAUCUUGCAGAAAGCAGAAUUCCGUACAAGGAAGGAGGCGGCGUGGGCAAUCACAAACGCAACGUCAGGAGGAACUCCUGAGCAGAUCAGAUACCUGGUCAACCUGGGUUGCAUCAAGCCUCUUUGUGACCUCCUUACCGUCAUGGACUCCAAGAUCGUUCAGGUGGCAUUGAAUGGCCUGGAGAACAUCCUGAGGCUGGGAGAGCAGGAGGCCAACCAGAGCGGGACGGGCAUCAACCCGUACUGCAGCAUGAUAGAGGAGGCUUACGGCUUGGAUAAGAUAGAGUUCCUGCAGAGCCACGAGAACCAAGAGAUCUACCAGAAAGCCUUCGACCUGAUUGAGCACUACUUUGGAGUAGAGGAUGACUCCGCUUUAGCUCCCCAGGUAGAUGAGAACCAGCAGCAAUUCAUCUUCCAGCAACCUGAAGCCCCUAUGGAAGGCUUCCAGCUAUAAUGUGCCCCAGGCAAAAAGACCACCACAAAUUUGCCAGAAAGCAACUGGGAGAAGCUGAUUGUCCCAUUCCUUCUCGCACAUGGAAGGCUGAACACUCACUCCACCUGUUAGGAAACAAUUCUUCCUUCAAACAACUAGACAGAGUGCUUUAUCCUCAUGAAGAAAAUGGGAUGUCUUGCACGUUUUUUUCUUUUUGCUGCUGCAUACGUGUCUUUAAAGCAGGCAUCUGGGUGGAGGAAGGACACUGAGGUAACAGAUUGCACCUCUUGGGUUUUUUUUCUUUGUGGUGAUUUCUCCCAAAUGUCACUUCUUACCUCGGGUACUUAAUUGAGAUUUCAGCGUUGGGUUGGGUAAGAACAGAAAUAGAAAGUGAGUAUUCUGACAAGAAUAAUUCUGGAAACCUGGGUUGAUCUAUUUAAUUUUUUUGCACAUGUUACUCUUAUUAAAGACUCUAAUUUGCCAAGA
Tympanuchus pallidicinctus (lesser prairie-chicken) is the source of this 2202-nucleotide messenger RNA. RefSeq names its product karyopherin subunit alpha 6 (gene KPNA6). Gene Ontology annotation, cellular component: nucleus; cytoplasm; nucleoplasm. Gene Ontology annotation, molecular function: protein binding; nuclear import signal receptor activity. NCBI's taxonomy places the organism in Eukaryota, Metazoa, Chordata, Aves, Galliformes, Phasianidae. The record is from RefSeq and is a predicted model, not a curated record. Bases 127 to 1737 code for a protein of 536 amino acids. The transcript has 14 exons. Gene Ontology annotation, biological process: NLS-bearing protein import into nucleus.